Messenger RNA from Zea mays, 2087 nucleotides. RefSeq names its product shaggy-related protein kinase alpha. Gene Ontology annotation, biological process: cell differentiation; peptidyl-threonine phosphorylation; signal transduction. NCBI's taxonomy places the organism in Eukaryota, Viridiplantae, Streptophyta, Magnoliopsida, Poales, Poaceae. The record is from RefSeq and is a predicted model, not a curated record. The transcript is spliced from 13 exons. Gene Ontology annotation, cellular component: cytoplasm; nucleus. The coding region runs from base 343 to 1755 and encodes 470 amino acids. Gene Ontology annotation, molecular function: ATP binding; protein serine/threonine kinase activity.
GAGAGAGAACUCGAGUCACAAAGCUAAAAAAAGCACCGAGAAAUCUAGUGGUGCAGCGACCGAGCGAACCCUCCCCUUCCUCCGCCUCCCAUUCCCAAAAUUUUCACCGCACGCCUCUCGCUCUCCUCGGCUAACCGCGACGACGACCCCCGAAGCUUCGCGAAGCUUCCUGGGCCUCCCCCCGCGGCCGCCCCUCCCUAGAUCGCCGCCUCUGGCAGCGGCGAGGCUGCAUCGCGAGGGCGGUGGAGGCUGGAGGAGCCGGGCCACGGGGUCGACGAAGGCGAGACUAGGGUUUGGGUUUGGUGUCCAGCUGCAUCGGUCGGCGCCCUGUGAGGGAGAAGGAUGCAUAUGAUGCGGCGGCUCAAGAGCAUCGCCUCCGGCCGCUCGUCCGUCUCCGAUCCGGGUGGUGACUCUGGCUCCAAAAGGCCAAAAUUUGAGCAGGAUGGAGCAGGGGAUAUUGUUAUUGAGCCACACUUAACUGAGGCCAAGCCUGUCCGGAUAGACCAAGAAUCAUCAUCAUCAUCUAAUAGGGAUGCUGAGGCAAGCACAUCUACUAGCAUGAAGCCUGUUAAAACUGAAGAACCAGUAGCAGAUCUUCUUCCCAAAGAAUUGAAUGAUAUGACAAUUAGUGACGAUAAAGCUGAUGACCAUAAUGAUAAGGAAGGUGAAGGUGUUACUCUUGAUGGGAAUGGAGCCGAGACAGGACAGAUAAUUGUGACAACAAUAGGAGGUCAUAAUGGGAAGCCAAAGCAGAAGGUCUCAUACAUGGCGGAACGGGUUGUUGGUACUGGUUCGUUUGGUAUAGUUUUCCAGGCAAAAUGCUUGGAAACUGGUGAGACGGUGGCGAUAAAAAAGGUGUUACAAGAUAAGCGCUACAAGAAUAGAGAGCUCCAGACUAUGCAGUUGCUUGACCACCCAAAUGUAGUUCAGCUGAAGCAUCACUUCUUUUCAACAACUCAAAGGGGAGAAGUUUACCUCAACCUAGUACUUGAAUUCGUAUCUGAGACAGUUUAUCGUGUUGCCAAAUACUACAACCGGAUGAACCAGCGUGUACCCAUAUUAUAUGUUAAGUUAUAUGCAUAUCAGAUGUGCCGUGCCCUUGCUUACAUCCAUCGUGUUGUCGGUGUGUGUCACCGUGAUAUUAAACCUCAAAAUCUACUGGUCAAUCCUCAUACACAUCAACUUAAGAUUUGCGAUUUUGGGAGCGCUAAAAAAUUGGUCCCUGGUGAGCCUAACAUAUCGUACAUUUGCUCGCGGUAUUAUAGGGCUCCUGAACUAAUAUUUGGAGCUACGGAGUAUACCACUGCAAUCGAUAUCUGGUCUGUUGGCUGUGUAGUGGCUGAGCUUCUGAUUGGUCAGCCUUUGUUUCCUGGUGAAAGUGGUGUUGAUCAACUGGUGGAAAUCAUAAAGAUUUUGGGUACUCCAACAAGAGAGGAAAUCAGGUGCAUGAAUCCAAAUUAUUCUGAAUUCAAGUUCCCUCAGAUAAAAGCCCAUCCAUGGCACAAGCUUUUUGGUAAGCGCAUGCCACCUGAAGCUGUUGAUCUCGUGUCAAGGCUACUUCAGUACUCACCAAACCUGCGCUGCACUGCUGUUGAUGCUUGUGCCCAUCCAUUCUUUGAUGAGCUGCGGGACCCCAAGGUCUGCUUGCCAAGUGGACGACCGCUGCCAGCGCUGUUCGACUUCACAGCAGCCGAACUCGAAGGGCUCCCAAUCGAGCUUGUCCAUCGGAUCGUUCCUGAACACAUGAGGAAGUGAACCGGUGGUGGACGUGCUGGAGAGAUCCCUGUUUCGUGAGGGCAUGCUAUGGAGGAGCGAUGUAGCUAGCGAACGCCUUGCUAGAUGUAAAGAGGGCUGAAAGUUCCUUGAUUGGGCGUGUCACCAAGGUGACCCUAGAGGGCAGGCAAACCUUACGUUUGCUUGUUGCCCAUGGUGGAAAUCGGCUUGUACCUUUCGCAAUCGCAUCUUGUGUAUCGACGAUGACUUAGGGGCUGCUGUUGUAUUGUCAGGUUCAUGCUGAACAAGAGAAUUCAGAGUGCUGUGCUGUGCUUGCUUCGUUAGCUGGAGAUCCCAGGAUGUCAGUUUUGAUC